AUGGAGUUGUUCAGUUCUGCUAGUCCUCUUCAAAUCGUCCUUUCAAAUGAAAUUGAUGGUUUAUGUACACAAUUCUUAAGAAGUCAGAUUGAAACAGCGUUGAAAACACUGACUUCUCCAAGACCUCUUUGGGUUUCCAGCGUCCCACAAGAGUGUUUCAGUACUUUAGCGAAUUUGCUUUACCAAUUGUCAAGUUUAGGACGUGAAUCCCUGGGUAAUGAAGUAUCUAGAAUACUGUUGGUGAAAUCUAAUGGCAGGUCUGCCUUGGAAAAGGUAUCGCCAAAGCAACAAACUUAUGAAAUCCUAUUCAAUUUAGGAUCCGAAAUAAUACUCCUGCUAUUAAAAAAAUGGGGUCAGCAUAGUGUCAGACGUAUGAGCUCCACACAUGGCUCACAUCAUGAUCAUUCAGACAGCUCGCAUACGAAAUAUGAACUUGUUACAAGGUUACUGGUUUUUCUCAAAAAAUGGAUGCCAGCUCUAUCACGUAUUUUUUCCAUCAUCCGCCUUUUAUUCUUAAUUAACAAGCAUCAUUGUCGAUCAUUUUCUCAACUCUUACUCGGCUUUCAUUAUAUUUCAUUAGAUACCUCAAGGAGAAAUCUUCCAAGUAAGGAAUUCUUGCUGCUUAUAAUUUAUCAUUUCAUAAAACUUGCGAUAUCCUUCUUGAGGAAUACAAAACGAGGCAAGCAUUUGCUUAAUCCAGAGACAGAUCAAGACUCUUGGUCAUUAGAACCUCCAACACUAGAGGAUCCUAAAGCAUUUCCUUUUAUACCUGCUCCCUCUAGAAAAUGCGCUCUAUGUAUGGAAUGGAUACAUAGACCUACAGUGACUGAAUGCGGGCAUAUAUACUGUUGGCAUUGUAUAUUUAACUGGACGAAAACUAAGCCAGAAUGUCCCUUAUGCAGAUCUUUUUCCUCUCCUUCUAAGCUCAUUUUACUUCGAUAG
Molecule: messenger RNA, 942 nt
Organism: Schizosaccharomyces cryophilus OY26
Lineage: Eukaryota; Fungi; Ascomycota; Schizosaccharomycetes; Schizosaccharomycetales; Schizosaccharomycetaceae
Product: peroxisomal ubiquitin-protein ligase E3
Exons: 2
Coding region: 1-942 (313 amino acids)
Biological process (GO): protein import into peroxisome matrix
Cellular component (GO): peroxisomal membrane
Molecular function (GO): zinc ion binding
Source: RefSeq, a predicted model, not a curated record